AAAGUUCAAUGUGAGAAAUUGCCGGCGGCGAUUGGGGCAAGCGGUUGCGGAGUCUUCUGCCCGCUUUGGACUACACUUCCCGACACGACGCGCGUGGCGUUGCCAGCUGCGGGCCGAGGGCGAGUUGACGCGGGAGCUCGGGACGUGAGGCAUGAGCGGCGCCCUCCCUCGGCCCGUGCGUGUCCUGCUCCCUACCCGCGCGAGGGUCGCGCGGCACGGGGCCUAGCGGCGGGCAUAGGCGUUCUCAGGGGCAGGUGCAGCUUCACGGGCGCCAGGGAGGGCAGCUGCCACCAUGGAGGUGAGCGGGCCGGAAGACGACCCCUUCCUGUCGCAGCUGCACCAGGUGCAGUGCCCAGUGUGCCAGCAGAUGAUGCCCGCCGCGCAUAUCAACUCGCACCUGGACCGCUGCCUCCUGCUGCACCCCGCGGGGCACGCGGAACCAGCGGCCGGGUCUCACCGCGCUGCGGAGCGGGCCAAGGGGCCCUCGCCACCCGGCGCCAAGAGACGUCGACUGUCGGAGAGCUCGGCGCUGAAGCAGCCUGCCACCCCGACGGCGGCCGAAAGCAGCGAAGGCGAGGGUGAGGAGGGCGACGACGGCGGCGAGACCGAGAGCCGUGAGAGCUACGACGCACCGCCCACACCCAGCGGUGCGCGCCUUAUCCCGGACUUCCCGGUUGCCCGCUCCAGCAGCCCGGCCAGAAAGGGUUUGGGGAAGAGGCCAGCGGCUGCAGCCGCGGCGGGCAGUGCAUCCCCGCGCAGCUGGGAUGAGGCGGAGGCGCAGGAAGAGGAGGAGGCGGGGGUGGACGGCGAUGGCGACGCGGACGUGGACGGUGAGGAUGAUCCCGGGCAAUGGGAUGCGGACGCCGCCGAUGCUUCGUUCGGAGUCAGCGCGGGCCGCGCGCAUCCCCGGGCGCUAGCGGCGGAGGAGAUCCGACAGAUGCUGGAGGGCAAGCCGCUGGCUGACAAGAUGCGUCCCGACACGCUGCAGGACUACAUCGGGCAGAGUAGGGCCAUAGGGCAGGAGACUCUGCUCCGCUCGCUACUGGAGACCAACGAGAUCCCUUCGCUCAUCCUGUGGGGCCCGCCAGGUUGCGGUAAGACCACCUUGGCUCACAUCAUAGCCAACAACAGCAAGAAGCACAGCAUAAGGUUUGUGACAUUAUCUGCAACAAAUGCCAAGACAAAUGAUGUACGAGAUGUCAUAAAGCAAGCUCAGAAUGAAAAGAGCUUUUUCAAAAGAAAAACCAUCCUUUUUAUUGAUGAGAUUCAUCGCUUCAAUAAAUCUCAGCAGGACACUUUCCUUCCUCACGUGGAAUGUGGGACGAUCACGCUGAUUGGUGCAACCACUGAGAAUCCUUCCUUCCAAGUCAAUGCCGCCCUUCUGAGCCGCUGUCGGGUAAUUGUUCUUGAGAAGCUUCCAGUAGAGGCAAUGGUGACGAUUUUAAUGAGAGCGAUCAACUCACUGGGAAUCCAUGUCCUAGACUCUAGCCGUCCUACUGACCCUCUGAGCCACAGCAGCAACUGCAGCUCUGAGCCCUCUGUCUUCAUAGAAGAUAAAGCAGUGGACACUUUGGCUUACCUCAGUGAUGGGGAUGCCCGGACUGGCUUGAAUGGACUACAACUGGCAGUGCUGGCCAGGUUAAGCUCUAGAAAGAUGUUCUGUAAGAAGAGCAGUCAAACCUAUUCUCCUAGUCGAGUUCUGAUCACUGAGAAUGAUGUAAAAGAAGGCCUGCAGCGGUCCCACAUUUUAUAUGACCGUGCAGGAGAAGAGCACUACAACUGCAUCUCUGCCCUACACAAGGCUAUGCGUGGCUCUGACCAGAAUGCUUCCCUGUAUUGGCUGGCCCGGAUGCUUGAGGGAGGGGAGGACCCACUCUAUGUGGCCAGGAGGCUGGUAAGGUUUGCCAGCGAGGACAUUGGUCUGGCAGAUCCAUCAGCGUUAGCACAAGCAGUUGCUGCCUACCAAGGCUGUCACUUUAUAGGCAUGCCCGAGUGUGAGGUGCUUCUGGCCCAGUGUGUGGUCUAUUUUGCCAGAGCCCCAAAGUCCAUUGAGGUGUACAGUGCCUAUAACAAUGUAAAAGCCUGUCUGCGGAAUCACCAGGGGCCCCUGCCUCCUGUACCCCUGCACCUGAGGAAUGCGCCCACCAGGCUGAUGAAGGAUUUGGGCUAUGGCAAAGGUUACAAGUACAACCCCAUGUACAGUGAGCCUGUGGACCAGGACUACCUGCCUGAGGAACUGAGAGGAGUCGAUUUCUUCAAGCAGAGGCGGUGUUGACUCUCCGGCCUUGAGUAGGAUGCUUGUAUCUUGAGGAAGGCCAAAAGUCACUGGAUCUUGGAGUUGGUUGCCUGGGGAAAGUUAAAAUAGACCAACAUUUCGUGCCAGAAGUUAAGGGUUCCAUAGAUGGAGGUGGUUACUUCAGCUAAAUGUGUACCAUUGAAAUUGUGUUCAUUUGCACCCUGUGCAAUGAUUAUGCUUAUGAAAAUACCUGGCAGCUUUGUGCAAUUAAUUAAUGUUAUAAGGAAUUAUCUAUUUUGUCAUAGUAUUUAAGUCAUAAUGUCAUUUCAAAAUUCUGUUCAGUAGGCUUUUUUUCUUUUAAAAAAUGUAUAUUCUGGGUAGUUACAAUUGGUACAAGAAAAUGUAAUUGUGAUUUAAUACUGCAUAGUGAUUUGGGUAUUUUUUUUAUAUGCAAAGGUCUUAUGAGCCAAUAAAACUAUUUCAAAGUA
Molecule: messenger RNA, 2724 nt
Organism: Mastomys coucha (southern multimammate mouse)
Lineage: Eukaryota; Metazoa; Chordata; Mammalia; Rodentia; Muridae
Gene: Wrnip1
Product: WRN helicase interacting protein 1
Exons: 7
Coding region: 293-2275 (660 amino acids)
Biological process (GO): DNA-templated DNA replication; regulation of DNA repair; DNA repair
Cellular component (GO): nucleus
Molecular function (GO): ATP hydrolysis activity; ATP binding; enzyme activator activity
Source: RefSeq, a predicted model, not a curated record